Coffea eugenioides is the source of this 1395-nucleotide messenger RNA. Its product is annotated as putative methyltransferase DDB_G0268948. Lineage: Eukaryota; Viridiplantae; Streptophyta; Magnoliopsida; Gentianales; Rubiaceae. Bases 220 to 1008 code for a protein of 262 amino acids. The record is from RefSeq and is a predicted model, not a curated record. Gene Ontology annotation, molecular function: S-adenosylmethionine-dependent methyltransferase activity. The transcript is spliced from 2 exons.
CUUCUUACGACUAUUUUGGAUAGCGAUGGCACCUGAAGAACAUAAACCUAUUGGUUAGGCCAAUCAAAUUCAAAGAUCAGCACGCGGUUAAGCAAGUCCGAAUCUAGCGUUUGCCACUAUAAAAGGGCCACAGAGGCUUGCAACUGAUCUCGCUCAUCAGACAGCAAAAGAAUACUAGCAUUUGCAUAUAAGUUAACCCCCCACCACCGAUCCACAGAGAUGGCAGAGCGGUUUCUUAAGCAGGCGAAGGAGUACUCUGCCAGCCGGCCGAUAUAUCCUGAGGAGCUCUUCCAGUUUGUUGCCUCCAAGACACCUUGUCACGACCUUGUCUGGGAUGCUGGGACAGGAAGUGGCCAGGCAGCAACAUCUUUGGCCGGGAUAUACAAGAAUGUGGUAGCCACAGAUACAAGCCCAACGCAACUGGAACAUGCUGUGAAGCUUCCAAAUAUUAAAUACCAUUGCACCUCUCCGAAGAUGUCUAUAGCUGAGCUUAAGCAAAGUAUUGCAGCAGAAUCCAGUGUUGAUCUAGUGACCAUUGCUACGGCUAUUCAUUGGUUUGAUCUUCCAUCUUUCUACCAACAAGUCAAGUGCGUUCUGAAAAAGCCCAAUGGAGUAAUUGCAGCAUGGUCCUAUACUCUGCCACGGAUCAACAAAAAUCUCGACACCCUUUUAACUAAAUUGUAUUACGUUGAUGCUGCUCCAUUUGGGUGGCCACGGUUGAUAAUGGAGGACAAUUACAGGACCAUUGACUUCCCAUUUGAGCCAGUGGAUGGACUUGAAAACACAGGGCCACUUGAGCUUAAAAUGGAAAAAUUGAUCGAUUUGGAUGGCUAUCUUACUUUGAUAAAAUCAUGGUCUGCAUACCAAGCUGCAAAAGAAAAUGGGGUUGAGCUCUUGGGUGAAGAUUUGGUGAAAGAUUUUACCCUUGCUUGGAAUGAAGAUGGCAAACAAGAAAAGAUUGCUACUUGGCCUGUUCAUAUGAGGAUCGGGAAAGUUGGGAACCAGUAGUAUUGGAUGACUAACUGGAAAGAAAGCUCUGAAAGGUUCUUUCUAAUACAUGACACGUUCUUUUCUACUAAUUGGAUGCAGUACUAGUCUAUUAGCUUGCGUUUUGCAAUAACUCUGGAAAAGAGAUUUGUUUUUCCUGUUCUUUGUAAUGUUAUUGUGUUUCCCUUUGUAAUAAAUUUUGCCUUUGUUAUAGGCGGUUUACCUAUUCAUUUUCUUUUGUAAACCAGCAUAUAAUAUCUUGUUAGCCAAUCAAAAGAGACAAUAGAUUUUCGAAUGUUGUGAGUUUUAGAUCGAUUCAGUUGGUAGAGGAAUGAAUAGUUCAAGAAUUCAAAGCUUCGAAGUUCCAUCUGUGUAUCGUUAUAUGUAAGCCCUCGAAGUUCAGGAAAA